This is a messenger RNA of Eptesicus fuscus (big brown bat), 3930 nucleotides long. RefSeq names its product contactin associated protein 2 (gene CNTNAP2). The transcript is spliced from 24 exons. Bases 1 to 3930 code for a protein of 1309 amino acids. The record is from RefSeq and is a predicted model, not a curated record. Lineage: Eukaryota; Metazoa; Chordata; Mammalia; Chiroptera; Vespertilionidae.
AUGUUUGGAACCCUCUACUCCUAUAAUGAAGAAAAAUGUGAUGAACCCCUUGUGUCUGGGCUCUCCCAUGUAGCUUUCAGCAGCUCGUCCUCCAUGUCUGCAAGCUAUUCUCCUGGCUAUGCCAAGAUCAACAAGCGAGGGGGUGCUGGGGGAUGGUCUCCAUCUGACAGUGACCAUUAUCAAUGGCUUCAGGUUGACUUUGGCAAUCGGAAGCAGAUCAGUGCCAUUGCAACCCAAGGAAGAUACAGCAGCUCAGACUGGGUGACCCAAUACCGCAUGCUCUACAGUGACACUGGGAGGAACUGGAAACCUUAUCAUCAAGAUGGGAAUAUCUGGGCAUUUCCCGGGAACAUCAACUCUGAUAGUGUGGUCCGGCAUGACUUUCAGCAUCCCGUUGUUGCCCGCUACGUACGCUUCGUGCCUCUGGAUUGGAACGGAGAAGGCCGCAUCGGGCUCAGAAUUGAAGUCUACGGCUGUUCUUACUGGGCUGAUGUUAUCAACUUUGAUGGCCAUGUUGUGUUGCCAUAUAGAUUCAGAAACAAGAAGAUGAAAACACUGAAAGAUGUCAUUGCCUUGAAAUUUAAAACCACUGAGAGUGAAGGGGUGAUCUUACACGGGGAAGGACAGCAAGGUGAUUACAUUACAUUGGAACUGAAAAAAGCCAAACUGGUGUUCAGUUUAAACCUAGGAAGCAACCAGCUUGGCCCCAUAUAUGGCCACACGUCCGUGAUGAUGGGGAGCCUGCUGGAUGAUCACCACUGGCACUCCGUGGUCAUUGAGCGUCAGGGCCGGAGCAUUGACCUCACGCUGGACAGGAGCGUGCAGCACUUCCGCACCAAUGGGGAGUUCGACUACCUGGACUUAGACUAUGAGAUCACCUUUGGAGGCAUACCUUUCUCUGGUAAGCCAAGUUCCAGCAGUAGAAAGAAUUUCAAAGGUUGCAUGGAAAGCAUUAACUACAAUGGCAUCAACAUAACUGAUCUUGCAAGAAGGAAGAAACUGGAGCCUUCAAAUGUGGGAAACCUGAGUUUCUCCUGUGUGGAGCCUUACACGGUGCCCGUCUUUUUCAACGCCACCAGUUACCUGGAGGUGCCUGGGCGGCUCCACCAGGACCUGUUUGUGGUCAGUUUCCAGUUCAGGACAUGGAACCCCAAUGGCCUCCUGCUUUUCAGUCACUUUGCAGAUAAUUUGGGCAACGUGGAGAUUGACCUCACUGAAAGCAAAGUUGGUGUUCACAUCAAUGUCACACAGACCAAGAUGAGCCAAAUAGACAUUUCCUCAGGUUCUGGGUUGAACGAUGGACAGUGGCAUGAGGUUCGUUUCCUCGCUAAGGAAAAUUUUGCUAUUCUCACCAUUGAUGGAGAUGAGGCAUCAGCAGUUCGAACUAACAGUCCUCUUCAAGUGAAAACUGGAGAGAAGUACUUCUUCGGAGGUUUUCUGAACCAGAUGAAUAACUCAAGUCACUCUGUCCUUCAGCCUUCAUUCCAAGGAUGCAUGCAGCUCAUUCAAGUGGAUGAUCAACUUGUAAAUUUAUAUGAGGUGGCACAAAGGAAACCAGGAAGUUUUGCAAACGUCAGCAUUGACAUGUGCGCCAUCAUAGACAGAUGUGUGCCCAAUCACUGUGAGCAUGGUGGGAAGUGCUCACAAACAUGGGACAGCUUCAAAUGCACUUGUGAUGAGACCGGAUACAGUGGGGCCACCUGCCACAACUCCAUCUAUGAGCCGUCCUGCGAAGCGUACAAACACCUAGGGCAGACGUCAAAUUACUACUGGAUAGAUCCUGAUGGCAGUGGACCGCUGGGGCCUCUGAAAGUGUACUGCAACAUGACAGAGGACAAAGUGUGGACCAUCGUGUCUCAUGAUCUGCAGAUGCAGACCACGGUGGUGGGCUACACCCCAGAGAAGUACUCGGUGACCCAGCUCGUGUACAGCGCCUCCAUGGACCAGAUCAGCGCCAUCACCAGCAGCGCCGAGCACUGCGAGCAGUACGUCUCCUAUUUCUGCAAGAUGUCCAGGUUGUUGAACACCCCAGAUGGAAGUCCUUACACCUGGUGGGUUGGCAAAGCCAAUGAGAAGCACUACUACUGGGGAGGCUCUGGGCCUGGGAUUCAGAAAUGUGCCUGCGGCAUCGAGCGCAACUGCACAGACCCCAAAUACUAUUGUAACUGUGACGCGGACUACAAGCAGUGGAGGAAGGACGCUGGUUUCUUAUCCUACAAAGAUCACCUGCCGGUGAACCAGGUCGUGGUUGGAGACACCAACCGGCAAGGCUCAGAAGCGAAACUGAGUGUUGGCCCCCUGCGCUGCCAAGGAGACAGGAAUUAUUGGAAUGCUGCCUCUUUCCCAAACCCGUCAUCCUAUCUGCACUUCUCGACUUUCCAGGGGGAAACCAGUGCUGACAUUUCUUUCUACUUCAAAACAUUAAUCCCACAGGGAGUAUUUCUGGAAAAUCUGGGGAACACGGAUUUCAUCAAACUCGAGCUAAAAUCUGCCACAGAAGUGUCCUUUUCAUUUGAUGUUGGAAAUGGGCCCGUGGAGAUUGUGGUGAGGUCACCCACACCUCUCAAUGAUGACCAGUGGCACCGGGUCACUGCCGAGAGGAAUGUCAAGCAGGCCAGCCUGCAGGUAGAUCGGCUGCCACAGCAGAUCCGAAAGGCCCCAACAGAGGGUCACACCCGCCUGGAACUCUACAGCCAGCUGUUUGUUGGUGGUGCUGGAGGUCAGCAGGGCUUCCUGGGCUGCAUCCGCUCCCUGAGGAUGAAUGGGGUGACCCUGGAUCUGGAGGAAAGAGCAAAGGUCACUUCCGGGUUCAAAUCCGGGUGCUCGGGCCACUGCACCAGUUAUGGGGCUAACUGUGAGAAUGGAGGCAAAUGCAUAGAGAAAUAUCAUGGUUACUCCUGUGACUGCUCCAACACGGCCUAUGAUGGAACAUUUUGCAACAAAGAUGUUGGUGCAUUUUUUGAAGAGGGAAUGUGGCUACGGUAUAACUUCCAGGCACCUGGGAUCAACAGCAAAGAACUGGGCAGCAGAUCGGAGAGCUCACCAGAUCCACAGGGCCCACUGCCAGACCUGGCCCAUGAGCAGAUUCGGUUCAGCUUCAGUACCUCCAAGGCACCCUGUAUUCUCCUCUACGUCAGUUCUCUCACCACUGACUUCUUGGCGGUCCUCGUCAAACCCACCGGAAACUUACAAAUUCGCUACAACCUGGGUGGCACCAGAGAGCCGUAUAAUAUCGAUGUAGACCACAGGAACGUGGCCAAUGGACAACCCCACAGUGUUAACAUCACCCGUCAUGAGAAGACCAUACUGCUCAAGCUGGAUCAUUAUCCUUCUGUGAGUUACCACCUGCCAAGCUCAACUGACACACUGUUCAACUCUCCCAAGUCGCUCUUCCUAGGAAAAGUUAUAGAAACAGGGAAGAUUGACCAAGAGAUUCACAAGUACAACACCCCAGGAUUCACUGGGUGCCUCUCCAGAGUUCAGUUCAACCAGAUCGCCCCUCUCAAGGCGGCCUUGAGGCAAACCAACGCCUCGGCGCACGUCCACAUCCAGGGCGAGCUUGUGGAGUCCAACUGCGGGGCCUCCCCGCUCACCCUCUCACCCAUGUCGUCCGCCACCGACCCCUGGCACUUAGACCACCUGGAUUCAGCCAGUGCUGAUUUUCCAUAUAACCCAGGACAAGGCCAAGCUAUCAGAAAUGGAGUCAACAGAAACUCAGCCAUCAUUGGAGGGGUCAUUGCUGUGGUGAUUUUCACCAUUCUCUGCACCUUGGUCUUCCUCAUUCGCUACAUGUUCCGUCACAAGGGCACCUACCACACCAACGAAGCGAAGGGAGCAGAGUCGGCAGAGAGCGCAGAUGCUGCCAUCAUGAACAACGACCCCAACUUCACAGAGACCAUUGAUGAAAGCAAAAAGGAAUGGCUCAUUUGA